Cavenderia fasciculata is the source of this 783-nucleotide messenger RNA. RefSeq lists its product as uncharacterized. The record is from RefSeq and is a predicted model, not a curated record. Bases 1 to 783 code for a protein of 260 amino acids. NCBI's taxonomy places the organism in Eukaryota, Evosea, Eumycetozoa, Acytosteliales, Cavenderiaceae. The transcript has a single exon.
AUGGAGUUGGAUAAUGAUAAUGCUAGCAUGUUGAUAUCUACUACUUCCACCACCUCUACCAAUAAUAUGGAGUUGGACAAUGAUAAUGCUAGUAUGUUGGCAUUGACUACUUCCACCACCAACUCAAAAGAACCAAGUAUCCCAAUUGGUGACUCUCAACCUACAUUAUCCAUUCAACCUACAUUAUCUAUUCAACCUACAUUACUCAUUCCAAAACCCUCAACCAUAGUUUUACCAAAGUUUUAUCAAAUAGUCCAAGUACGUCAGUAUAAAACCAGUGACGUCAAGGACUUCAAAACCAUUUUUGAUCCACUUGGUAUUCCAUACAAAAUAAUGCUUGUCUAUGACCCUCCAGGAAGCCAAUUCACAAGGAGAACCAGCCUCGUUCUACUAUUUGAUAGUCUUGCAAACAGGGAAUCUUUUGUCGCUACUGCUGACCCCAAAACAAAGAAAUUAUACAGUGUACACUGCUUGGAUCCUCUAAAAUCAAUGUAUUUCUACUCAAAUUCGAAUGGUCCAACUUUAUAUAGUGUUUUUAGUCAAAAGAAUUUUCCAGGUUGUCAGUUACUUUAUGCCACAUUUGGUCUAAAAGAAGAUGUCCUAUGUUGUGUCCAAUUCGAUGGGGAGAAAGCUAGCAUCGCCAAAUCUGCCUGUUUUUCAAAAAAAUCAGACAUAUCAAACAAGAUUUCUGUCCUUCCUUUUUCCAAGGUCUGUGCUCAAGGCCCCUUUGGUUUUAGGGAUAUGAGUUUUUUAAAGGAAGUCCUUUCAGUAAAUAGACAAUAA